Messenger RNA from Leguminivora glycinivorella, 1178 nucleotides. RefSeq names its product leucine-rich repeat extensin-like protein 3. The record is from RefSeq and is a predicted model, not a curated record. Bases 16 to 1053 code for a protein of 345 amino acids. NCBI's taxonomy places the organism in Eukaryota, Metazoa, Arthropoda, Insecta, Lepidoptera, Tortricidae. The transcript is spliced from 3 exons.
CAGCAUUCGGCCAAGAUGGCUCCAACGGUACUACUGAACCUGCUAUUGGCAGGAUUACUUCAGCUGUCAGUCGCGCAGUACUACUCGUGCGGCUGCGCCCCCGCCCCCGCCCCUCCCCUCUACGCCCCCUGCGGCUGCGCGCCGCCGCCAUGCCCCUGCGCUCCUCCGCCAUGCGCGUGCCAACCGCCAGCACCAGCCCCGAUCAUGAUUUCCACCCCUCCGCCGCCACCAAUGUGCAUCACUCCCCCCGCGCCUCCUCCGAUCACCAUCGAGAUGCCCUGCCUUCCUCCGAUAACUGUCACUCCUCCACCCCUGCCUCCUCUAACCAUCACUCCCCCUCCUCCGCCGCCAGUCACGGUGACCCCUCCCUGCCCGCCCCCGCUCUUCCUGAACCCGACCCCGCUGCCGCCCUUGACGGUGAACCCGCCGGCGCCGCCGCUGAUGUAUAUCGAGCCGCCGCCGCUCCCGCCUAUGUUGGUGGAGAUCCCUCUGCCGCCGCCGAUCAUGAUUGAGCUGCCGGCGCCGCCCCCGAUCAUGAUUCAGCCGCCCGCGAUCCCGCCCGUGAUGGUGCAGCCGCCGCCGCUGCCGCCGGUGCCCGUGCAACCGCCGUGCCCGCCGCCGGUCACGGUGCAGCCGCCGCCGCUGCCGGGCAUGUGCCUGCAGCUGCCGCCUCCCGAGCCCCUGACGGUGCAGCCGCCGGCGCUGCCGCCGAUGUGCGUGAACUUGCCGCAGCUCCCGCCGAUGACCGUGCAGCCGCCGCCGCUGCCGCCCGUGACGGUGCAGCCGCCCGCGCCGGAGCCCAUCUGCUUCCAAGUGCCGCCGCCGCCGCCGUUCUGCUUCCAGCCGCCGCCGCCCGCGCCGAUCUGCGUGCAGCCGCCGGCGCCGGCGCCGAUCUGCUUCCAGCCGCCGACGUCGCCGCCGGUGUGCAUCGUGCCGGAGGCCGCGCCGCCGUGCGGCUGUGGCUGCCUCCCGCCGUGCGGCUGCGGCUGCCUGCCGCCGCUGUACGACCCUUGCCCGUGCCAGUACGGCUACGGCUCCCCAUUCUACUUAUAAAUCUCCCGAUUUCGGAAGAUUUUUCGAAGUAGAAGCCACAAUUUAGCUUUAUGUUACUUUAGCCUACUUAUUUGUACAAAUAAGAAAUAUUUACUCUAAAUAAAACUUUUUUAUAAAAAAAUAAA